Messenger RNA from Salvelinus fontinalis (brook trout), 4212 nucleotides. Its product is annotated as G protein-activated inward rectifier potassium channel 4-like. Gene Ontology annotation, biological process: potassium ion import across plasma membrane; regulation of monoatomic ion transmembrane transport. The record is from RefSeq and is a predicted model, not a curated record. NCBI's taxonomy places the organism in Eukaryota, Metazoa, Chordata, Actinopteri, Salmoniformes, Salmonidae. The coding region runs from base 440 to 1792 and encodes 450 amino acids. Gene Ontology annotation, molecular function: inward rectifier potassium channel activity. The transcript is spliced from 5 exons. Gene Ontology annotation, cellular component: plasma membrane.
UAGUCUGUAAAGUACAGGAGUCGGAUGAGGGGGAGGGGAGUUUUGCAUUACGCGUAGGAGUGGCAAGUCUAGUCCGUUCCUUCGAGCACAAUGAACUGUACGCUACAGCUGGCUGUUACGUCUAGUCUAGUCUAUGAGACCAGGCUGGGCUACAGGAGGAACAAAAAAAGUGGCAGUUUACUGUUGUGGUCUUACCUACUGUUUUAAAACCGCUACCUGAUCUGCUAUGGCAGCGAUCAUGGGACUCCCAUAUCCAGUUCGGAAAGAAGGAAUAAGAUGUGUUGAUACGUGGACACGCACUGGCGGCGCGCUCGGUGGUCGUGUUUGAUGUAACCUACCUUUGACAGGUACUGGUCAGAGCUCUUGCAGACGUGUCGAACCAAGCACCGUUGUAGAACCGAGCUAGAAAGCGUACUGUUUGGGGCCAGAAACAGCAACUAUGGCCCAACGCUUCGAGGCCAUGAAUUGCUUCAAAGGGCGUUUUGGACAGGAUGUGGAGAAACAGCACCAAAAGCUGUCAAAACCAAGAUGGGAUACCCCCAAAAACAAGGUGCCCACAGACCGGACCAUGGUGGUGGGUGGCAGGCAAGGUGGGGGCGGUAAAGGUUCCAAACGUUCAGGAGGUACCCUGAGAAAACAGCGCCAGCGCUACGUGGAGAAGGACGGCAAGUGCAACGUGCAUCACGGCAAUGUGCGCGAGAAAUACCGCUACAUGACAGACAUCUUCACUACCCUGGUGGACCUGAAGUGGCGCUUUAACCUGCUGGUGUUCACCCUGGUCUACACAACCACCUGGGUGUUCUUCGGUCUCAUCUGGUGGCUCAUCGCCUACAUCCGCGGAGACCUGGACCACACCGAUGACGGAGACUGGAUCCCCUGCGUCAACAACCUCAAUGGCUUCGUCUCCGCCUUUCUCUUCUCCAUCGAGACGGAGACCACCAUCGGCUACGGCUACCGGGUCAUCACUGAUAAAUGCCCAGAGGGGAUUCUCCUGCUUUUAGUCCAGGCCAUCCUGGGCUCCAUCGUCAAUGCCUUCAUGGUGGGAUGCAUGUUCGUCAAGAUCUCCCAGCCCAAGAAGCGAGCCGAGACGCUCAUGUUUUCCCACAAGGCGGUGAUCUCUGUGAGGGACAGCAAGCUGUGUUUGAUGUUCAGGGUAGGAGACCUGAGGAACUCACAUAUCGUGGAGGCCUCCAUCCGGGCCAAGCUGAUCCACUCCAAGCAGACCAAGGAAGGGGAGUUUAUCCCUCUCAAUCAGACGGAUAUUAAUGUGGGCUUCGAUACGGGGGACGACAGGCUCUUCCUGGUGUCGCCACUCAUCAUCUGUCACGAGUUCAACGAGUGCAGUCCCUUCUGGGAGAUCUCACAGGAACAGCUGGAGAGAGAGGAGUUUGAGGUAGUGGUCAUCCUGGAGGGCAUGGUGGAAGCCACAGGAAUGACAUGCCAGGCGCGCAGCUCCUACCUAGACUCAGAGGUCAUGUGGGGGGAGCGCUUCACCCCUGUGCUCUCCCUAGAGGAGGGCUUCUACGAGGUGGACUAUGAAUCCUUCCACCACACCUACCCUACCCCGACCCCCACCUCCUCUGCCCGAGAGCUGGCUGAGCUGGCCAAGAAGGGAGAGGCUAUCCCCCUACCUCCCCAGUCCCCACCUCCAGUCCUGGAGCCACCCCCACCACACCCAGAGAAGGAGGAAGACAGAGGGGAGGAAGAGGUGGGGGUGGAGGCGAUAGGGGAUGGAGAGGGGGAUAACGUUAGCAAUGGAGAUGCUAACAGGAUGGAUGAUGGGCAUGAAUGAGUGUGCAUUGGUGAAAACACAGACCAUGUCAUCAGAUGAUGCUGCUCACUGGUAUAAAACAAGUUCAUACAUGGAACAGAGGCAAGAUUUCAAAACCUCAACAUCAUGAAGAUAGGCAAGAAGUACUUGUGCAAGUGACUCAAUGUCUCAAAUUGCUUUGGUAUCAAACUUCAUCAACUGAUGAAUAAUAUCCUUUAGUUUUUGACUGCUAUUAGGAGGGACCAAAAGUAUGUCUUCACUCGGACUCAUAAUUUUUUAUUACAGCAUUUAGUGCCAAUAUUCUGAUCUAAAACAACUUGGAUAACUUGGUCAAUCAAUCAAGUUUAUUUUAUAUAGCCCUUCGUACAUCAGCUAAUAUCUCGAAGUGCUGUACAGAAACCCAGCCUAAAACCCCAAACAGCAAGCAAUGCAGGUGUAGAAGCACGGUGGCUGGGAAAAACUCCCUAGAAAGGCCAAAACCUAGGAAGAAACCUAGAGAGGAACCAGGCUAUGAGGGGUGGUCACUUGGUGAAUAUGAUUUUAAAAGUUUCAAGUAAUGUGAUGUAAAUUAUUGAAUAAUUUGUACUAGACUAGAUGUGUGUAAGAAUGACUGUGAAAGAGGAUGAAUUAAAGGAGGCCUGGCCAAAUGCCCUUCCAUUUCAAGUAUUUUGAUACACGUUUUUCUUACAUGUGUUAAUUUUCGUGAAUGAAUAUUUACCUUGUAUUCAAAUCUUAAAUGACUAAGUUUGAAAGGCCUUUGUCUUUGAAUUAAUUGUUUAAAGUUAUGGUUUGGAUUUCUUGCACCAUUUUGUUGGCUUCACAAAUGAUCCUGUUCAAGGCAUUUUGGAAGGGUUUGCUAUUAGUGGGCGUUGCCAACAACCUAAAAAAUAAUUGAGUGCUUAUCAUGGAAAUUGAAAUGAUUGAAGCCUUAUUUGUUUAUUUUUUCAUUUUACAUCGACACAGAUAGGUUGAUAGGUUUUUAGAGUCAGUUGUGCCAUAUUGAGUCUUACCUUGGUGAAGAUUUCCCUCUACUGGCUGUAGAACGUCAUGACAAGCACAACCUGGUCCUCUCGGGUCUCUCCAACUUCUUCCAAGCCUGAUCAAGUAAGAAAAAGAUGAAGGGAAUGAAUAAUCGGUCCAAUUUUGUUAUGCAAUCAUAUAUAAGUCAGUCAUUAAUCAUCAGACAAGGCGUAAAACCCCCAAACACAAGCAAAAUGUGAUAUUGGCAAGUAUGGUGAAAGGUGUGUUUAUCAUAAUGAAGCAGCAGGGGUCCCUUAAAACUGUACCCAUUCUAAUUGUAAACAAGGAAUACUGCACUGCCACUGAAAGCAAAACUCAAAAUGACAUAAUACCAUCAAAUCGCAUAGAAAUCAAAUUAUACUUAAAUCAAAUCAUACACAAUCAAAGUCGUACAUGUGAUCACUAAGGUGACAGGCAUACUACAUGUAAUACACAUUGUUGUCAUGUAGUCCAGGACAGAGGUAGCUCUAGAAAACCCAAGGGACCAUACCCAGCCCUCUUGGGUUCUCAUUUGAACCAUUGACCACAUUGCGGGCAAUGUGUACGAGGCGAAGCCGAGUGGCGUAGACCACCACAGCCAUGAUAAUGCCAUUUAUUUGGAUACAUCCAUAACAAUGAGCUAAUGAUGUGCGAUUUCACCUGACAUAGAAAAUGUGCUCUCUCAUCAGGACACUGUUGUUCAGGUGAGCUAGCCAACAACACAGCUAACACAAUCUCUUCAAACUGAAGCUGGACAGAUUGCAAACGAGCUGCACUUAGUUUCGUUUGACCUGUUUUCUAUUGAUAUUUAUUUGUAUACAUCCAUAAAACAUUAUGCUGAUUCAUGAUUUCGACUGGCUAAGAAAAGCUGCCUGCCUAUCUGUCUCAUCCCAACACAUUCAUUACUGUGCAUGCGACAUCGAAUGGAAAUAUUGAAUUUUAUUUGCAAAUGUCAGACAGCAAGGUUAAUACAAAUCUCUGCUGUUGAAAACUAAAUGUUAGUCUAAAAGAAAUGUGAGAUAAUGUCUAGAUGCUUUUUAUAGUGGAGAGUUUAUAAAUUGCCUGGCUGGGUUGAGACAGUGGAUUGCGCAGUUAGAGAGAGGAACAGAGUAAAUAGCCAUUUUAACGUCAUAGCUGGUGGUAUUUGUGGAAUAGACACCGGCUGGAAUGAGGUUUUAACCAAUCAGCAUUCAGGAUUAGACCCACCUGUUGUAUAACCUUUAUUAUAAACUGAGUGAUUCGAACCCUGAGUGAUUCGAUCCCCGUGGUAUACCACGGUCUGACACUGUCACGACUUCCGCCGAAGUCUGUCCCUCUCCUUGUUCACAGGCGGAGACGGAGACUAUGGAAACAUAUGUCUCCGAAUCCCUGCGUCAGGGGUACAUUCGGUCCUCCACUUCACCCGCCUCCGAGUUUAUUUUCUUGUGAAGAAGAAGGAGGGG